This is a messenger RNA of Durusdinium trenchii, 1784 nucleotides long. NCBI's taxonomy places the organism in Eukaryota, Dinophyceae, Suessiales, Symbiodiniaceae. The record is from the annotation of a GenBank genome assembly.
GAGGACUCCUACCGUAGGUUCAUUAUAUGCGGCGGCCUUUGAAAAUGGUCUUGCUGAUAUGGCUGCGCAGACCCACCACAAAAGGCCGACCUGAGGGCAUGAGGCAUGGUUAGCUUUCUGAGCGAAAGGGAUAUCAAGGAUCUCCAAGACUAUCUUGGUUUGGGAGCAGGAGGAACAGCACGCCGUACGACAACAGUCAACCGGUCGAGACUCGCAACCGUGGAGGCAGAGAUUCCAUUACUGACUUCGAUGAUCCAAGAGUUGGAUUCGGCCAUCGCCGGACAUACUGACAUUCACAACUCCUCCACCAUCGUUUUUGAGAAAGCCAGCCAUCUAGCUUCACUGCCAGCCGAAAAAUGUGAAGCAAUGUUUGACGACAUCAAGGUGAAGACGAAUAUGAAGACAGGCAAGAUGGAACCGAACCUGCUGCGUGCGGCCAGAGAGGUUGUUUCCAAGACUUUUGCAGAACAGGUUUGCAUGCUGGCGGAGCGGCAUCCUGAUAUUCGCAGCAUUUUGAUCCGUACUCUUACCAAGUGCGGUUCCAUUGCGAAUGAGAUCGGACCACCCUGUCUCCACAGCAUGGCGCUCUUGGCCCAAGCGGAUGAUGACACAUGCCAGGCCGUCUUGGAAGUAGACCAGGAGGCAGGGAUGGGCCUGCAAUAUGCUCGGUUGGAGGAGCUGGACGAUGAAAAGGUGCAACAGCUGCUGCACAUGUUAGACCCUGAGAUUGUCCAGUCCGACGAGCGCCUACUGGGAGCUGUCCUGAGGAAUUUGACGCAGUUCCUUGAGAAAGAUGGUGAGGCCGCAGACAAGUUCCGCAGGAAUCAUACCAGAAGCGUGAUCGACCGGACCUUCAAGGUCCUGGCAACGAAUUGCGCACGAGAGACCUUUGGAAACCCUGAUGAGGAGGAACAAAAGGUCACUCUCAGCGAGCAAUGUGUCCAAGUGCUAAUCACUGCCUCUUUCCAGCCUUUGCUUCGGCGUCAUCUUCGCAGAGAGGUAUCCAAGGACUUUCUGAAGAUCCUGAAAGACCAUGAGACCUUGGAUACUUGGACUUGCAGGGAUGUGAACGUGGAGCUGACCUGGACAGGGCGGCACUUGGACUUGCUGCUCUCCUGCCUGAACACGACCUCGCCAAUGUGUUUGAACAAGGACAUGAAGCAGGCCUUCCGCGUUUUUCAUCGCAUUGCCAAUGUCAUGGCUGGCGUGGGAGACUGCCCAGAGAUGGCCCGCACUGCCGAGGAGCGUGCAGCGGAGGAAACAGUCUUCUGGGAUGAGAAGCUCAUGCGCCAGGAGGCGAAUUUGCUCGACGAUAUGGCAUAUGAAGACCAGUUGCAGCAGCAGAUGAUGUUCUUCUCCUUCAAUGGUAUUGAGGGAAUGGCUCCUCAGACGCACGUCCUGGGACCUGGGACUAGAUGAUCUGGUUUUGGUGGGGAUUCGUGCGCCAUAAGAUCGAGGCCUGUGUAUUUCACGGAAGAGCCAAGCUUUUGGUUUAGGAAAUUUGGAAUUUGAGAGAUGUCCAAAUUGAAAUAUGCUUUGCUGACAACUUGUCAAAGAGAAAGCGAGGGCCAGGACAAUUUGUAAAUUGUUUGAGGAGCAAUGUUGGCUUUGACAGCAAUAGCAUGGUACAUAGUUUCUAGGCAUGGAAUCAAGUCUUGGGUGACUUUAGUUGUUGCAGGAGCUCUAUCAAACUUAAAGAAACAAGGGAUGAAUUCGGAGCAGAUACCCUAUAUAUAUAUAUAUCAGAUUCAAGUGAAAAAGCACUUCAGCAAAGGUACACUUUC